This is a messenger RNA of Dreissena polymorpha, 4650 nucleotides long. RefSeq lists its product as uncharacterized. The record is from RefSeq and is a predicted model, not a curated record. Gene Ontology annotation, molecular function: protein binding. Bases 727 to 2385 code for a protein of 552 amino acids. Lineage: Eukaryota; Metazoa; Mollusca; Bivalvia; Myida; Dreissenidae. The transcript has 7 exons.
UGUUCAGUUUGAAAUUUCGUAUUACUUGCCUGUUUUUAAUAACAUUGUUUGUGUGUUUUCUGUGAUAUUCAUUGUACACAUGCUUGUAAAUAAAUAUUACAAUUGAUUUAAGAUUGUAAAAUCUUGUUUUUUGAAAGGGAAUUAUGAAAAUGGCGACAUUGGCAAUUUCAAGACAUUCACACAAAAAUGAAAAAUUAACAGCAUUGUGUAAUAGCCAUAGUGAGUUGUGCUGCUCCAGAUCUGUUGAGCUUAAUCACAGAUCCUGAUUUAUACUGAAGGAUUAGCUGCUUUUUGAAUUCUCGUCUGCAUGUAUUUCAUAAAGGACUGAAAAGCAUUCCUACAUUAUUAAAAGAAGUGAACUGUGAACUAUCUUAUUUAUGAUGUCUUGUUUAUUGGGAUACAACACAGCCGUAAUCAUCCGGGUUACAGAAUUAUAGACUAUUUUAACAGAAUUAUACUUUAACUACAUGUACUUUAACAUGUAAAACUUCAUACACUAGAGUAUCAAAUUGGCGGCAGGUUCAUUGUCAAAUGUUGUGAAACGUUGGCCUAUGGUUGAAAAGUUUUAUCGCACAUCUUGUGUUUGAAUUUAUCUGUGUUUCAGUGUUAAUUUUAACUUCUAAGGUUGAUAAACUUUUGGAACUAGCUUUAUUUCUUUCAUAUUUCACAAGAAAUAUACUUGAACAAUUUGAACAAAAAGGUUUUAACAUUAUAAACAGUAACAAAAUGGCGACAGGUUCAUUGUCUUCGGUUCCAAAACGUUUGCGUAUGGUUGAAGACUUUUCUUGCACACGUUGCUUAGAGCAGAAUCUUACGGAAUCUGCAGACAUUUAUUGUGAAAAAUGUUUAGGGUUUUAUUGUAAAAAAUGUGUUAUCCUGCAUAGUCAGUUUUUUACAAUACAUAUGACAUGUGGAAGGGAGGAUAUUAAGAAAUGGCCAGUUUCUAAGGCGGUAGAAGAUUUUCUCAGGAAGUGUGAGGUGCAUGAGGAUGAAACACUGACAAAGUUUUGCCAUUUCCACAGUCAGCUGUGCUGCUCUUCAUGUGUUGGAACAAUUCACAGCAAGUGCAGUAAAAUGACCCCGAUUUCGGAGCUGACCAACACGCAGCCCACAGACCUACAGGGACUGUCAGUGGAGCUGGAAACUGUCAUGGGGGGAAUCAAAAGCCUACAGAUAAAUCAGGAGGCCAGUGUUCAGUCAUUGCAGAGAACAUACAAGGAACAUGGGGCAGUCAUGAUAGAACAAUUGCAUGGCAAUUUAAGUACUAAUAUAGAUAAGUGUUUUAAUAGUUCUGUGGGUACAUCGGGCAAUAAUUUAAAAGAAGAAAUGUGUUGGAGUGUUCUUUCUAUUUUGAAUGAAUUUGAUAAUAUUACUGUGAAGGAACUAAAUGAUAUAAAAGAGGAAGUUAUAAGCAUAAAAGGGUCAGUUACAAGUUCUAUUUAUAAAUGCACCAGUCUUCACAAUGACUUGUCACAAUUCCAUGAAAUUGUUCAGAAAAUUGGAGAUAAUAAGGAGCUCUGCCUUAUAGCCAGCAUAAAAUGUAAGCAUAUAAUACAGCAGGCACUGACUCUGCUGGGGAAGUCAGGCAAGGUGUUUAAUGUCCAGAGUAUUACUAAGCAUAAUGUGAGAAUACCAAGUGAUCAAGGUGUAUGUUAUAUCAGAGGCAUAUGUGUUCUUCACGAUGGGCAGGUACUGGUUGUAGACUGGACUAAUAAGAAUGUCAAGCUGCUGAACCAGCAAUACCAGGUGGUGAGUCACUGGGAUGUGAAUGCUCGGCCAUUGGACAUUUGUUUGAUCACACCCAGUGAGGUUGUAGUGGCUGUGAAUACUAGUAACAUACAUGAGGUCCAGUUUAUCACUGUCAACCAGGGAAAGCUUGUUUCUGGCAGGAAGUUUCAGUUACAACAUGAAUGUACAUUUAUUACCCAUCACCAAGGAGACCUUUUUGUCACCUCUGGUCAAGAACUGUACAAAUACUCACUGAAUGGCAAACUGAUCUGCAGACUCUACCAAGAUAGAUCAGCUGAUUUGACAGUAGACAAGUGUGCUGUGAGUCCCACAGGAGACAGGCUGUACAUCAUCAACUACAGGCAGCACAAGCUUCUCACCCUGGCCAGGGAUGGCACACUCCUGGCUACAUUCACAGACCCAGCACUACAUGGCCUAACUGGUCUACAUGUGACCCCUGCAGGCCAGGUGCUGGUCUGUGGAGGCUUGUCCCACACUGUACUACAGGUGGGCUGGGAGGGAGAGAGUAAGCUGGCUACGCUGGCUACUCAGGAGGAUGGAGUGUGGGGCCCACGGUCUGUCUGCUACAGCAGCACCACAUCAUCCAUCAUUGUGGGACAGUGGGACGACAACAUCCUGGUGUUCAGAGUGGAAUAGUGUUUACAUUGGCUGCUGAGUCGGGACAAGGAUGCUGAGGAUGUGGUGGACAAGGAUGACCUGAAUACACAGAAGGAGAGCCCCGGUUUUGAUAUAGAGUUGGUACGGCAACAGCACCAGUCGGGCCCGCACAAGCCUCAAGUCAAGCACGACCCCUCCCCUGACCCCUAGCUUCUCCCAUUUGACUUCCAGCUUCAAAGGGUCAGCAUCGUUGAACAAAUUCCUCCUAUAAAAAAUUUUGAGCACAAAGAGUUUUCACACAUGGUUCUCAUCAACCACAAUUUUCGUGUCGAGUGAUCCGCACUUGAGCCUGUUUGGUUUGUUAGACCCGAGUGCCAGAGAUGGGACAACCGUUACAGACACAAGGACUUAUUGCAGCAGUUAUGGCAACAUGUACAGUCGGUUCUCAAUGUUGGACUUCACAACUAAUAUCACGAUAAAUACAAAGUUGGAUAACUCGUUCCAUUCUUUUUGGGACAAACAAUACAACGGAAAGUAACAAGAGAAAAUCAAGGAAUAUUUGUAGAGUUUUAGUCGGAAGUGUAUGCUUACCACUGGGAUACUCCUGGACAGUCGUAACUUUACGGACAGUCCCGAUUUGUCCUCACAGGUGUCCAAACUGUCCAAAGAGAACGCACUUUUGACGCAGUUGCUAACUUAGAAAGGCAGCACCUACUUUGUUGUGAACACUCAGAGCAUCCAUGGCCAUGCCUCAGGCGGGAAGUUCGACCAACAGCUGAAACAAGAUGCUAAAGGUGAACCCAUCAGGGUUUGUAACUUCCCACUCCAAUCCUUAACAGCCUGGCAUUGAGUCGGCGCUUGAGAAGGCGUUGAAAAAUGACAGCAGUUUUGUUUUGUGGUCCAGUAUGCCCUUUGGCUCUCAACCUGAUGUUAGGUAGAACUCAAACUGGGCCCUUAGCAAUAUCAGCGAGGCUAGAAUGUCAUCUCUGCAUCUUGAGCUUCAGAAAACAUUAUAAGCAAACAAGACAAACAUCAUGAAUGUUUAGGCAAUCCCAAUCCACUUAUACUACAACUCGCUCAGGAAAUUCAGCACGCCACCUUUUAACAUCUUCUCACAAGGCCCUAAAUCAACACUUCCAACAGCCGAGCCUUGGUGAGUUAAACUUUCAUCAUGACGAGUCACUCGAGAUGAAACAAUCUGAUCCACAGAUAGAGCAGACGCUGAGUGACUCGUCUGUUAACGUGACUGACCUUUAUAUGUUUCUCUCUAAUAAUGUGAACCUGGCGCCUGAGGAGCAGUGCUGUCCUACAUUCCCUGUUCUGGGUGGAGACUUUGGCGUCAAGACUCACACAAUCUCUGGCCCUGUCGCAGCAGCAACAAAAACAGGAAGUAUUUCAGCUGCACUCUGGGAAAACAGGGCUUAAUGCAUGUGCCUAAAGUGUUUUACCCAGAAAAGUGUGUAAAGUCUGCCCAAGCUAAUUUGUGACCACACUUUCCGAAAUAUACCUUAAAUCAAAGAAUUCCAUAAAAGCUGAAAGUGUCGUGGCUGAUAAUUUUGUGCAGACUGUACAGGCAAAUCUGGAACAACUCUUUGCGCUUAUGCAUUUAGCCCAGUUUUUAAAGAGUUUAGAGUUGCACAUUUAGUUCACGUUACAUCAGCUUUUUUCUGACCUUUCUGUAGAAAAGUUCCUAUUACUGAUCAGAAAUUUUGUGUUUUUAAAUUGGUCAAACUAACUAAAUAAAUACAUAUAAGAGUUGAUUUGACAUCAGUUUUAAUCAUAAAGGGUCAGGGCAUAUUUUCAUACAUUUUUGUGCAAAAAUUAAGCCUCUAAACCAAAAGGUUUUUGUUUUGUUUUCCACAUGUAUAUUUACAAAAUUCCCCUUGCAUAAAUUAAAGAAAAUGCUGGUUAUUUUAAAUUAAACAAUUAUUGAAAUGCAGUCAACAUUCUAUGAAAUAAUUAUCUGCAUUUAUUUUUAAAUAAGGAUAUCUAUAAAUUAAAAUUAACCACCUGUCCAUGUUUUAAGUAUACAAAUACGCGCUGGAGUAAGAAUAUGCCAGGUUUUUUUUGGGGUUGUGGGGGAAGGGGCCUUUAGCCCUUAUGUUGGGGAAAUUCUACGCGGGAUUUUCCACUUUGGGGAAAAAAUGUGCGCGUGGGAAUUUUCGCGGCAUUUCCCUUUUUGGGGGAUUUGUUUACUUACUUUCUCAUUAUUACAAUACAUGUGUACAUGUUUGAACUAUAUUCAUUGUUUUUUUCAUAAUUUAUUACGUUUGGCAUGAUUAAAUUAAUAUAGAAUUGAGAUAA